Messenger RNA from Sciurus carolinensis (gray squirrel), 2088 nucleotides. It is a transcript of the gene Fam149b1, whose product is annotated as family with sequence similarity 149 member B1. Gene Ontology annotation, biological process: protein localization to cilium; cilium assembly. The record is from RefSeq and is a predicted model, not a curated record. Lineage: Eukaryota; Metazoa; Chordata; Mammalia; Rodentia; Sciuridae.
GGAAGCAGGGAGAACGGAGGAUUGAAGAGGUGGGAACCCUGGGGAGGUGGUGGUCCGGAGUCUAGGCGACGGGGCGAGACGGGGCCGGUAGGUGGUGGGAGGGGGCCCAGCCGGAGCCGGCUGGAGGGCCAGGCCCGGAGGCCCCCACCCUGGCGUACCUGCCCCGGCCGCGGCUGAGAAGGAGGCGGAGGAGGAGGAUGAUCUCCAGAUACACUCGGAAGGCCGUGCCACAGACCUUGGAGCUGAAAGGAGUAACAAAACAUGCUCUUAAUCAUCAUCCCCUUCCAGAGCAACUGGAUGAAAUUUCCUCUACUAAUGAUAGCCGAAAAGAUACAAGUUCCCAAAGUGAGUCUGACAUCACGCAAGAAUCACCUUUUACAUCAGGCAACACUGGGAAUUCAAGAUCUGCUUUUCCAAGUUAUACUGGCACAGGGAUCUCUACAGAAGGCAGCUCAGACUUCUCCUGGGGAUAUGGUGAACUUGAUCAAAAUGCCACUGAAAAAGUCCAGGCCAUGUUCACAGCCAUUGAUGAGCUCUUGUAUGAGCAGAAGUCAAGUGUGCAUACAAAGAGUCUACAAGAAGAGUGCCAACAGUGGACAUCUAGCUUUCCUCACCUCAGGAUUCUGGGUAAACAGAUAAUUACUCCAAGUGAAGGUUAUGGAUUAUAUCCUAGAUCCCCUCCUGCUAUUUCAGCUUCACAUGAAGCAGCCUUGUCUCAGGAAAGAGAUUCUACAAUAUUUGGUAUAAGAGGAAAGAAGUUACAUUUUUCAUCUUCUUAUGCUCAAAAUGUGUCUUCCAUUGCCAAAUCCCCUGGCUUGUGUGCUGUGGAAAGUGAAGAGGACUGUAUAAUCUUCUCAGAAGGAAUAAUCGAGGAAUACCUAGCUUUCGACCAUACAGAUAUGGAAGAGGGAUUUCAUGAAAAGAAAUCAGAAGCAGUGACAGAAAAACAGAAAUUAGGGUACCCUCCCAUUGCUCCAUUUUACUGCAUGAAAGAGGAUGUUCUUGCUUAUGUGUUUGACAAUGUGUGGAGCAAAGUUGUGGACUGUAUGGAGCAGUUGACACGUAGUCACUGGGAGGGAUUUGCUUCUGAUGAUGACAGUAAUGUUGCAGUCACCAGGCCAGAUUCAGAAAGUCCCUGUGCGCUGAGUGAACCACAUCCUUUGGUGUUACCUCGAGUGCCACAGUCCAAAGUGCUGUCCGUCACCUCAAAUCUGAUGAGUCUCUGUCAAGCAAGUGGUCAUCAGCCAAAUGCGAAUGGUCUCUUGAUUCAUGGGAUGCCUCUACAGCCAAGAAAUCUCUCCCUAAUGGACAAGCUCCUAGAUCUUGAUGACAAGCUACUUAUGAGGCCUGGGUCCAGUACCAUCCUUUCAACCCGAAAUUGGCCAAACCGAGCCUUGGAGCUUAGUACAUCAUCUCUGUCAUAUACAGUGCAGUCUGCCAGGAGACGUAAUCCCCCACCACGUACCCUUCAUCCAAUCAGCACAAGCCACUCACGCACCGGAACACCAAGACCUGUGGAAGAAAUCCUCAGAGGAUCAAGAGUCCCAUUGGCAGCUGAAUCACUCUCCUCUCCCUCACCAAUGCCCCUGAGUCGAAAUAAUCUGCUGCCACCUAUUGGCACAACGGAAGUGGAACACCUGAGCCCUGUGGGGCCACAAAGACAAAUGAUGAAACCCCAUGGUGAUUCCAGUCGAGCUCGAAGUGCAGUGGUGGAUGAGCCUAACCAUCAGCAGCCUCAAGAGAGGCUCCUUUUACCUGACUUCUUCUCCAGGCCCAAUACAACGCAGUCAUUUUUGCCAGAUAAACAAUAUCGUCGUUCAUAUGCAGCUGAAUAUCCUCAUCAAGCCCGACCUAGUAGGGGAUCUGCAGGUCCUCAGUUACAUGCGUCUACAAAAUCUCAAAGCAGAGGUGGACCAAUCUCUAGAACCAGGCAGGGACCAUAGGGCAAAUGAGAAGAACCUACCAGGCUGCAGCGAACAUAUGGGAAGAUUUCAUGAAUCAGUGUUCGACCAUCAAAUGAUGGAGAGCUUGUAUACAAGAUCAACUAGAAUCCAUCUUCAUGAAGAGUUAUUGUGGUACAACUGAUUG